Molecule: messenger RNA, 760 nt
Organism: Nannospalax galili (Upper Galilee mountains blind mole rat)
Lineage: Eukaryota; Metazoa; Chordata; Mammalia; Rodentia; Spalacidae
Gene: Pinlyp
Product: phospholipase A2 inhibitor and LY6/PLAUR domain containing
Exons: 5
Coding region: 26-661 (211 amino acids)
Cellular component (GO): extracellular region
Molecular function (GO): phospholipase inhibitor activity
Source: RefSeq, a predicted model, not a curated record
ACCUGAGACUGCAUCUUCACACAGCAUGAUGCCGUCCAGAAGACAGAGGACCUUUCUGCUGGCCUUCACCCUGCUCUGCACCCUGUGGGGUCUCGGGUACCCCCUACGGUGUGAGGUAUGCAGGAGUGAUGGGCAGAAGUGCAGUGGAAAACUGAAGACCUGUGACUCUGACAAGGACACAUGCGUGAUUAUGGUUGGCGAAUCCAGCACAAAGGGUCACAAGUCAGUGGGCACCAUCAAAACCUGCAUGAAGUCUAAAGAUUGCUUUUCUGGCAUAGUAUCGACCACCAUGAGUGCCCAUGACUACAUGGUGUCCAACACCCACUGCUGUCAGACUGAUGCUUGUAACACUGGAUCCCUGCCCCCUCCCCCGAACAACCGGACGGAGAACGGCCUGGUAUGUCCGUCCUGCGUCGCGCCCUUCCGGGACUCGUGUUCAGGAUCCCAGUUAGCUCGCUGUGUGGGUUCUGAAAGCCACUGCGUCUAUCUCUCCGGCAAUGUUCACGCUGGUAUCAUCAAGCCCAAAUUUGCCACUCGGGGCUGUGCUACAGAGAGUGUCUGCAACACCAAGGCCGGGGCCGAGGUGCCCUCCAUCACCUAUGAGUACUACCUGAAUCGUGCAGACUGUCUCCCAGCCCCCCCGCCCCGCUGGCAGGGGUGAAUGAAGAACCCAGGAUCCCCAUUUGUACUCACCCUGAGCUUCCCACAUUACUGAAAAUAGAUAAUAAAUAAAUAAUAAACAAAUAAAUAAUCAAAUGAA